Molecule: messenger RNA, 267 nt
Organism: Colletotrichum lupini
Lineage: Eukaryota; Fungi; Ascomycota; Sordariomycetes; Glomerellales; Glomerellaceae
Exons: 2
Coding region: 1-267 (88 amino acids)
Source: RefSeq, a predicted model, not a curated record
AUGGAUCCCGCGGUAUCGUCGGACCCCGAAUCUAACAAAAUUCCCCGAACACUGUAUCACAGAAGCUUGUUCGUUACGGGCCACGGCUCCCACAUGCCGGCUGCUGGCUCCCCCCUUCCCGCCCCUCCACAGUCUACCCCACAUUUCCCGACUACAAGCCUCCGGCAGGGCGCCGGCUGUCCAUCCGACUAUUACCUCACUUCGGAUCCGGAAAGUCCAUCACUGCCCAAACAUAUCAAGUGCGAUGUGGCCAAUCAGCGGUUCUGA